Molecule: messenger RNA, 2819 nt
Organism: Scleropages formosus (Asian bonytongue)
Lineage: Eukaryota; Metazoa; Chordata; Actinopteri; Osteoglossiformes; Osteoglossidae
Gene: prdm12a
Product: PR domain containing 12a
Exons: 5
Coding region: 1-1101 (366 amino acids)
Biological process (GO): neurogenesis; regulation of gene expression
Cellular component (GO): nucleus
Molecular function (GO): histone methyltransferase binding
Source: RefSeq, a predicted model, not a curated record
AUGGGCUCCGUGCUGCCCGCGGAAGCGCUCGCGCUCAAGUCGCGGCUGCGCGCGCCCGCUCUGUCGCUGUCCGAGCUCAUCACCUGGGACCUCCUGCACAGCUUCCUGUACGGGCGCUGGAGGAGCGCGCUCGGCGACGGCGGGAAAGUGCUCGCGCUGAGCCCGCGCACCGCGUUCACCGCCGAGGCCCUGGCGCAGUCCUUCGCGGGAGAAGUUCAGAAGCUGUCCAGCCUGGUGCUGCCCAGCGAGGUCAUCAUCGCCCAGAGCUCCAUCCCUGGGGAAGGCCUGGGGAUGUUCUCCAAGACCUGGAUCAAGGCUGGCACAGAGAUGGGCCCCUUCACCGGCAAGGUGGUGGCCCCCGAGCAUGUGGACCUUGAUAAGAACAAUAACCUCAUGUGGGAGGUCUUCAACGAGGACGGCACGGUGCGCUGCUUCAUCGAUGCCAGUCAAGAGGACCAUCGCGGCUGGAUGACCUACAUCAAGUGCGCCCGAAACGAGCAGGAGCAGAACCUGGAGGUGGUGCAGGUCAGCGGCAGCAUUUUCUACAGGGCCGUGCAGACCAUCCCUCCGGACCAGGAGCUGCUGGUUUGGUACGGGAAUUCACACAACACCUUCCUGGGCAUCCCUGGGGUCCCGAGUGGUGAGGAUGAGCACCACAAGAAGAACAAGAGCUGUGAGGAAACACACGUAAACGAGAGCCCUGCGUUACACGCCUCGCCCAGCAGCUCCUGCAGCUCCCCGUCCUUGACGACCCCCAGCCGCAUGCGCUGCGUCAUCUGCCACCGGGGCUUUAACUCGCGCAGCAACCUGCGCUCACACAUGCGCAUCCACACGCUGGACAAGCCUUUCGCCUGCCGCUUCUGCGAGCGCCGCUUCAGCCAGUCGUCCACGCUGCGCAACCACGUGCGGCUGCACACGGGCGAGCGCCCCUACCGCUGCAACGUGUGCCAGAGCGCCUACUCGCAGCUGGCAGGGCUCCGCGCUCACCAGAAGAGCGCCAGGCACCGGCCGGAAGGGGCGGUUCCCACGACAACCAAGCGCUCGACCCCUGCGGAUCGCCUGGCGCCCCUGGGGCAACGCGUUCCCGUCAUGGCGUCGUGACAGCUGUGUGGAGACGCGCGCGCUCGGUCAUACGUGUACAACAACCCUGCACUUUACCCCUGCGGCUAGGAGGCCCACAGCAGCAGGGCCUCACGCCAUCGGCGCUGAUGGAGGGCGCUUCGCUAGCGGAAACGAGGAGUGAAAACAUGGUCGGAACGACGAGUCUUCCGUGAGAUUCAUCACGUUUAUUAUACUGCUCAAAAUGUCCAAUGCCAUACACACUGGCUCCUCAACUUACACACGCAGCUGGGACCGGAAGUGUGUUCAAUACUCCCAUUUGUCUGGAACUCCACAGUCAAUCACACCAAUAAGUCACAAUCAAUAAAAACAGCCUAAUACAGACGUCUCACCAUUUUUUCAGGCCUUGGGUUGUGUAAAAACCUCAGACAAUUAAUAAAAAUACCCUUACACUUCCAUACCUCCAUUAUCAGUAUCUGUUAACAUUAUCAGUAACUGCUUGUCCAGUGCAGGGUUGCAGUGGUCCAGAGUCUCCCCUGGACACAUAGGGUGCAGGUCCAUCACAGUGUAACACUUCUCGUUAUUUUUUAUUUACAUCAAAGUACCUUAGGUUAGAACUGAUUUAAAAUGAUUGAAAACAAAAGAUCUACCAUCAUCUAUGCAGCCUCCUACUCAACUCCGGUUGACUCCUACAAUACAAUAAACAAGUCCAGUGUUCGAUGCCUUCUCGUCGCUUUCACUUUUCUCUGCUAUCUACGCAACUAGUGUGCCUGAUGUCGUUUGAUGUAUUUAUGGAUGAGGUUAUGUACCAUCCUGCGUACAGCUGUAAUUCAUAAAAUAAGGCUUUUCAUUGUUAAAUUUUCAUCAACUUCCACCCACUUCAAAAUGAAAACAAACUUCAAACAGCUCAGAAAUACCUUCUCUCUACAAACUCAUGUUCACUGCCGGUUGUUGACUAUUCAUCCCCAGGAACAUAUGCGAUGCUUUUCGUCUUGUUACUAAUCAGCAUUCAAAGAAAUCGGAACUGAGCUGUAAACACUGUGGAAGUGAGUUGAAUGAAGUCGGUUCCACACGUGCCUUGGAAAAUUCGUAACUCGAACGUUUGUAAGGCGAGUGUAAUUACUAGGCUGUUUACAGGUUGUAGUUUGAGUAAAGAGUAAACUGGGCCUGUAUGAGUAGGCCUUGAUCUGGAGAGAAUGGACGGGAUGGAAAAUAUCAUAUUUAGAUUAUUAGUUUUUUUUUUUUCCAGUUAAUUUUCUCUGUGAUUUAGUUGUGUCUGUUUCGGGAUCUGUGUUCUUUUGCUCACAGACGCACGAUAGUCACUAUCCUGGUCUCGAGUUGGGCUGCGACGCCAAAAGGUGAAAAAAUAAGAAUCAGGCGAAGCACUGAGAAUGAGUGUUAUUUACACAGAAGUUCGAUUUUUAAUUUAGGGAGUCACACUGAAACGAUCAUCCAGGUCCGUCGACCACAGUUACAGCAAUGGCAGGAGCCAUGUGGUGUAUUUGACCCUAGACCGCUUUGCUCUAGUUUAACCCCAGAUGCUGCCCUGCUCAGGAGAAGUAAAAGUUUGCUGUAAAAUGGAGGAAAAAGGUUUUUAAGAGGAAAUCACUGUUUCGGCUGUGCUCACAUUUUGCAAAUAUUGAACAGUCACUUUAUCUCUGUAAAUACAUGAACGCAGUUAAUUAGAAAGCAUCCCUUUUGUGUCCUGCAUAGUAUGCAAAUGAACAUGAGUGUAACUUACAGCACCUGUCUUUCCAAUA